GACGGUCCCCGCGCAGGAGGCCCGGCGAUGUCCGUGAACCCGGGGGCAGAGUUCAAGUCACCUCGAACCGCUCGGGGAACGGGCUUUUCCCCUUGGGCACCGUGACCGUUCUCCGUGUCUCUCGCCUUUAGAAAGUUACUCUGACACUUUUGAUCAUCCGUCCAGAGAAGGAAAAAUAAAGAGACAGCGUGGUAUGUCCCCGGGCGAGGGGCGCAAGGGGAUCCGGUCAAGUGGAGCGAGCCCGCUGUAGGCGAGGCGGCGAGUCCAGCCAUUGACAAUUCAGCCCCGGAAAGGGUUAACUGCAUCCUGCCGGUUCGGUUUACAUGUAAAUAGAGAGCAGCUGCUCCGCGCGGGCCCCGGCUGGCCCUUUUAAGUUUUUGAUUGGUUGCCAAUGACAUCACCGCCCGUGUUAUAACACCAGGGACCCAGCGCGGCGUCCCAUCAACCCUCCUUAAAGAGACGAAGCCACGCCCCCGGCUCCUCCUCCUCCGGCCGCCCAUUGGCCGCGGGCUGCUGUGAGGUAGCGGUCCGCGUUCUCCGGAUUCCUAUUGGCCGAACGCGCCGUCGGUCGGCAGCCGGCCCGCCCCCUCAGAACCUUACAUUUACAGUGUGGCAAAAGAGAAAGUAACUAUGUUGCUGCUGGAGAUCAAUGAAGCCCGGUGAAUGGGGGCUGAAUGUGCGAACCCGUACUGAAGCGGAGCGCCAGAUGGUGGAGGGCCACGCUUACUUGUGAAACUGUCUUGAGUUCUUCUUGAAUUGCCAGUUUUCGGCCUCCUCAUGCCUCCAUCUCCUUUAGACGACAGGGUAGUAGUAGCGCUGUCUAGGCCCGUCCGGCCUCAAGAUCUCAACCUUUGUUUAGACUCUAGCUACCUUGGCUCUGCCGCCCCAGGCAGUAACAGCCACCCGUCUGUCAUCGCCACCACCGUCGUGUCCCUAAAGGCUGCGAAUCUGACGUAUAUGCCCUCAUCCAGCGGCUCUGCCCGCUCCCUUAAUUGUGGGUGCAGCAGUGCCAGCUGCUGCACUGUGGCCACCUACGACAAGGACAACCAGGCCCAAACCCAAGCCAUCGCCGCCGGCUCCGCCAACACCGCCCUCGGACCCUCCACCACCUGCCCUGCCACCCAGAUGGUCAACAACAAUGAGAACGCAGGCUCUUUAAGUCCCUCGGGUGGGGUGGGCAGCCCCAUGUCGGGGACCCCCAAGCAGCUAGCCAGCAUCAAAAUCAUCUACCCCAACGACCUGGCGAAGAAGAUGACCAAGUUCAGCAAGAGUCACCUGCCGCACCAGGGCCCCGUCAUCAUUGACUGCAGGCCCUUCAUGGAAUACAACAAGAGCCACAUCCAGGGAGCUGUCCACAUCAACUGUGCCGACAAGAUCAGCCGGCGCAGGCUGCAGCAGGGCAAGAUCGCCGUCCUGGACCUGAUCUCCUGUAGGGAAGGGAAGGACUCUUUCAAGAGGAUCUUUUCCAAAGAAAUUAUAGUCUACGAUGAGAACACCAAUGAGCCGAGCCGCGUGAUGCCCACCCAGCCACUCCACAUAGUCCUCGAGUCCCUGAAGAGAGAAGGCAAAGAACCCCUGGUGUUGAAAGGCGGACUCAGCAGUUUCAAGCAGAACCAUGAAAACCUCUGUGACAACUCCCUCCACCUGCAGGAGUGCAGGGAGGCGGGGGGCGGCGCGGCGGCGGCCCCCAGCCCGCUACCUCAGCCCGCCGCGGCCACCCCCGACAUCGAGAGCGCCGAGCUCACGCCCAUCCUGCCCUUCCUGUAUCUCGGCAACGAGCAGGACGCCCAGGACCUGGACGCCAUGCAGCGGCUGAACAUCGGCUACGUCAUCAACGUCACCACGCACCUGCCCCUCUUCCACUACGAGAAAGGCCUGUUCAGCUACAAGCGGCUGCCGGCCACCGACAGCAACAAGCAGAACCUGCGCCAGUACUUCGAGGAGGCCUUCGAGUUCAUUGAGGAAGCUCACCAGUGUGGGAAGGGCCUCCUCAUCCACUGUCAGGCUGGGGUGUCUCGCUCGGCCACCAUCGUCAUCGCUUACCUGAUGAAGCACACUCGGAUGACCAUGACUGACGCUUAUAAAUUUGUCAAAGGCAAACGACCAAUUAUUUCUCCGAACCUCAACUUCAUGGGGCAGUUGCUAGAGUUUGAGGAAGACCUAAAUAACGGUGUGACACCGCGAAUCCUUACACCAAAGCUGAUGGGCGUGGAGACAGUCGUGUGAUGCCGUCUGCCUGGGAAGGAUUCUCGUUCUCCAUUCGGAGGCAAAGAGGAAGGAGAACGGAUUCUUUCUUUCUUUUCUUCUUCUUUUUUUUUUUUUAGAUGGGGUAAAGUUUGUGAAUGGAAACAAACUCAUUUAAAAACUUUUUUAUUUUUAACAAGUGUGAGAAGAAUUUAACUUUUGAUGCCCAUUGAGAUUUACUUCCCACGAACUGAAAAAUCAGGGAGGCUGAGGAAAUCGUUUUUUUUUUUUUAAGCCAACAAUAAACGUAUGAUAAAACUGGCCUUUCUUCCCCUUUUCCUUGGAAGCUAUUUGUAGAGUUUAUGAUGAAAUAGUCUGUGCAGGACCAUAGACCGAAGAUACUACACUUUAAACCGAUUGAAAAAAGAACCAAAAGUAAGUAGAAAAGACAUUGAGUCGCGAAGACCUGCGAUCCGCCCGGGCCGUCCACACGGAGAGCGGACACCUGACCACACCAAGCCCUGUCGGGUUCCCGGCUGCAGAGAGAGGAUCAGGGCUAAAUGGUCUCAGAUGCUUCACGUUCUCGAGAGAGACAACGGAUACUGUUGAUUUUGUGUGUUUUUACUCUGAAUUAUUACAUUUUUUUUUCCCCUCUCUGGGUUUAAGAGAUUUUUUUUUUUUUGAAAUAGCAAGGUACCGACCAUUCUACCACAUGCCUUCGCGGGCUUCUUACAAUAAUCUGGUGUUUCGGGCGUGCAAGCGAGUUAGAGCUGGCAGCCGAAGGACACACAGUGCCCAUUUGCCAGCUUGGAGCUAGAAAGGAAUUAAAACCAGUUACUUUUCCUUCCCGCCUUUUUCCUUUGUUUAUUUUUUUGGGGGUGGUGGGGGGAGAUUUGAUUCUGGUUACAGUGCCAUAAACCUUGUUACAUAUGUAUAUCAGAAUGUAAAAAAAAGACAAAAAUUUAUUUAAAAAUAUUUUUCGCAAAAAAAACAAAAACAAAAACAAAAACUGGGUGUGUUUCUGUUGAUUGUGUAAAAAUUUAUUUUCAUUAUAUAAAUGAAACU
Pteropus alecto (black flying fox) is the source of this 3249-nucleotide messenger RNA. It is a transcript of the gene DUSP10, whose product is annotated as dual specificity phosphatase 10. The transcript has 4 exons. Gene Ontology annotation, biological process: negative regulation of JUN kinase activity; protein dephosphorylation. The record is from RefSeq and is a predicted model, not a curated record. The coding region runs from base 778 to 2226 and encodes 482 amino acids. NCBI's taxonomy places the organism in Eukaryota, Metazoa, Chordata, Mammalia, Chiroptera, Pteropodidae. Gene Ontology annotation, molecular function: protein tyrosine/threonine phosphatase activity; MAP kinase tyrosine/serine/threonine phosphatase activity. Gene Ontology annotation, cellular component: cytoplasm; cytosol.